This is a messenger RNA of Penicillium robsamsonii, 12903 nucleotides long. It is a transcript of the gene tom1, whose product is annotated as E3 ubiquitin-protein ligase TOM1. Gene Ontology annotation, molecular function: ubiquitin-protein transferase activity; magnesium ion binding; ribose phosphate diphosphokinase activity. The coding region runs from base 1 to 12879 and encodes 4292 amino acids. The record is from RefSeq and is a predicted model, not a curated record. Gene Ontology annotation, biological process: nucleotide biosynthetic process; proteasome-mediated ubiquitin-dependent protein catabolic process; protein polyubiquitination. Lineage: Eukaryota; Fungi; Ascomycota; Eurotiomycetes; Eurotiales; Aspergillaceae. The transcript is spliced from 11 exons.
AUGGGGAGAAUUAAGAAGGUAGCUAGCCAAAAGCAUGAGGCUACAAUCUCACCUUUUUUGCAAGAAUUCAUAUCGCGCGCCACAAGUAUUCCCGUUCCAGAGCUCCCGUCGCUUCUCAACACAUUCCCCAAGCUAUGGCCGUUCCCACGCGGUGAUCUCUACCAUUGGAUCCAGGUCCUGGACCGAUUCGAUGAGAUCCUGGCCUCAGCCGUGGAGAAAUAUUUCCUGAAUACUGGCCCUCAGACCCAGCUGUUCACUCGAAGUGUUUUGGAGGAAUCAUACUCGGCUGACGAGAAUCAGAAACCCGCAGAGGGUGUUGAUGCCAAACUGAAUGCCCUGGGAUACGGCCCUGAUGGAGAUAGAGAGCUUGUGGAAGCAGUUCUUGAUUUCUCUCGUCUUUUGCUCGAUAAAUGUGGGAAUCGCAGCCUGUACAGCAGCAGCGACCGUCUGGGUGAUCUGUUGAAUACCACCUCACUCUCUCUCCUACAAUCUACAUUGCGGCUGUCUCUUUGCUUAGCCCAACGGUACCACUCUCGUCAGCGUGGCACUCAUCAGCAGUCCGUACUACAGUCCCACUAUGCUCUUGACCUCGAAAAGUUGCAGAAGAUCGCAGCACCUUUCCCCCGUCCAGUCAUCGCUAGUAAAACGCCGUUUGCCGCAUCUCCCGCCGUUUUAACCAAGGGGAAGGAAAAUACAGCCCAGACUAAAAUCAACGCCAAUGAACUGGUUUCCCUCGUGCGUGAUACCGACGGCUGGGAAGAAUGGGGAGAUGUCCGAGUUCUCUACUAUCCCUCGAGUCCCGAACAGGCCAGAACGGCAUCCGAUUUUGGCCAGACAGAGCACUCUCACGUUCCAACCACGCCAACCCCAUUGCGACGUAGUGCAACACACCCAACUCCUCAUUCCAACCUGGGCUCGAAUGGAGAUGAAUCACCGGCUGCCGUCGGUGGGAAGGCAGAAGAGGCCACGCGAGCGGGCAAAGUGCUAGAGCUUCCCCAUUCAAAAAUUUCAACCGCAAAGGUGGAAGACCUUCUUGCAGCUAACUUGCCUCAUCUACCCCUCGAAUCAAAAUAUGAGCUGCUUCAAAAGCUCCGAGUGGCAAAGGCGUUGACAGAGUCGCGUGCCACGCGAGAACAGAUUCUUUCCAUCAAAGCACUGGCAGUCACCAACCUGGCCCAUGUCCAGCCCGAGAGUACCUUCCAAUCAAAGGUUCUUCAAUCGGACCUGGAACAACCGAAGCGUCUGCAACUUGCUUAUCAGCUUGCUGAAGUGGUUCAUCUCGGUGCCAGUGGUGACCUCGAGGUCUCCCGGUCUGUCCAAACUUUGGCGAUCCAGACUCUGGAUGCGUUGGCCAAGCACAAGGCUCGUGCUGUUGACGUCUGUGCAGCUUUGAGCGUCAAUGUAAAUCACGGUAUUCUUAUGUUCUUGACCCGUAAAAUGGUCAAUGAACUAGGCCCUGAGAACAAUGAUCCGGAUGAUGCCUACUUCGAUGAGUGGCGAGAUGCUUUGCUUGCACUCCUGCGCACUCUCCCAAGCUCGAGCACACGUACACCGGAGACUCUGGUUGCAGCCGGUCUGAUUCCCAUGUUUGUUGAUAUUUUGAAUCUGCGGACUGAAAAAUCCCGCCGAGUCUAUUCCCGAAUUAUGGAGUUCCUUGACACAUUUGUGCACGCGGUUCGCGAUGCACUGGGUACAUUGACAACAGCAAAGGGCUUCGACGCCAUGUCUGAUUUGAUUGACCAUGAGACCAAGACCGCGUUUGAGAAAGUCAAUCGCGGGGAUGGAUUCCCUGCUCAAUACAAGAAUCCUUCGGUUGACUAUCAAAUCCCUUACUUCCAGCAGCAGACUCUGCGCUGGAUGUUCCGUUUUGUCAACCAUAUCAUGCAGCACAAUGGCGGAGGCUUCGACCGAGUUCUGCGAAACUUGAUCGAUUCGCCUCAGCUGUUGACUUCUCUUCGCCUUGUGUUCGAGAAUGCUCGUGUGUUUGGCUCGCAUGUUUGGAGCAAUGCUGUCAAUAUUCUCAGCAGCUUCAUCCACAACGAGCCUACUAGUUAUGCUGUCAUCGCCGAGGCUGGCCUCAGCAAGAGCCUUCUUGCUGCUGUGAUGGGCCGUGAACUUCAGGUGCGGGAGAAGCCGGCGGUCGUUGAGCUCGAAGACCGCGAGACCGAGGCCCAGACCGAAGCCGAACCGGCUACUCAACCGCCCAGCGCCGAAGCCGCCACCCAGUCCGAGGAAAAGCAGAAAGAUCGCGAGUAUGCCAUCGUUAGACCCCAGAAUACACCUCUCGCACCUGGCAUCAUGCCCGCCGCUGAUGCUCUUGCUUGUAUCCCUGGUGCGUUUGGAGCCAUCUGCUUGAACUCCUCUGGUUUGGACCUCUUCCAGUCCUCCGAUGCACUGGAAAGCUUCUUCGAGAUCUUUGAGAACCCUGAGCAUGUCAAGUGCCUGAAGGAUGACCCAGAACUGGUUCGUUCGCUGGGAACGACUUUUGACGAGCUUGUUCGACACCACCCGGCAUUGAAGACCUCUAUUAUGUCUGCUGUUCUCGUAAUGGCUGCUCGCGUCAACAUUCUGGGGCGAGUCAAGGCAUGGGAGCUAGGUAUGGGCACGAAGAUGUGGACUGAAGACGCCGACGGCAAAGCAACUCUUUCAGGAGAUGUCUUUUCAUUGUUCCGAGAAAUCGGCACAGCCGUUGAUGCGUCUAUAGACGACCCUGCCUCGUUUGGUGCUCCCCAGCUCAAUGUGAACACUCUUCCUAACGGCGCUAAGCUUGUCGUUGGUCAUCUGGAUCAUGUUCUUCCUUCGCCGGGCCCCGACUUCGAGCCUAAAGAUAAGGAUGAUCAUGGUCUUUCAGCUACGGACUACCUGUUCCCAGCGUUGCGAUUCCUAGGUGCUUUCUUCGAGAAUCAGACAAACUGCACAUCCUUCAUCCUGGCCGGCGGCACAGAGUUCUUGUUAGAUCUUGCGACUCUCCAAAGCUUGGCAUUUGAUUUCCAUAGCACCAACGCCAACCAAGAGAUUACUGUCCUUGUUCACAUGCUUGCGGAAACGAAGCCUCACCUUGUCCUCCCAUCUCUCGUUCGACGCGCACAGGCAGCAGUGGACAAUCUGUCGGCCUUUUGGACUGCGCCCACUGGAUCGGGAUUCUUUACAGAAUUGAUUAAGCCAGCAGACUCUAAAAAGCCGGCUCUUGAGCCUACAGCGGCUGCUAAAUCUGGCACAUUCUUCGUGAGGCACUUGAAUGCCGUUCUUCUCCUCACCGACGUCCUUCGCGAGGUUUUCGCGUCGCCACUGUACCAAACUCGACCUGGUCAGUCUACCUCCAUCUUUGGCCAAGCCAACCUUGCGGACCACUACUGUUCCCUGAUCUCUUCAUUGAGCAACCUUCUUGCUUCUUGCGUGUGGGAAGGAAUUUUGCUGGAGAAGAACAUCCCCGAGAAGUGGCUCAAAGCCACACAGGCCUCUGCUGAAAAGCAAGGCUCUGGAAAGUCGAAGGCUGCUCCGGUUACUGGGAACCCCCAGGAGCCUUCAGCAAUGCCUGGCGCUGAUCCUCAACGGGAGGGCACUGGUGCACCAGAGACUGCCCCGGCUCAGCCAGGCCAGAGUCUGAAGGAAGACGACACCGAAGUCGAUGAGCAAAGUCCUGCCUUCAAGAAUGCGCGUACGCUUCGCUACCUCCUAAGCGCUCUGCCAACCUCGAUUACGGGCUUCUUGCACAACCUCGGACUCGGUAUUAUCGGCAAGAGACGCACAGAUCCGCUGCAGAAACAGAAGGCGAAUGCUAUUAUGGUAUCAGACGCCAUUGCUGCAGGUGUUCUUCGCCAACUGCAGUUUAACCCUGCCAAUUCGAGUGACAGCCCUAAGCACCGGUUCGCGUAUCUCAUUGUUAUUCUUUCUCACUUCUCGCACCUCCUCUAUGAAGUCUCGGCAGACCGUCCUAGUCCGAACUACUUGACUUCAGUUCUUGUUUCAUUCAAUAAAAACAACGGCCUUAAAGUGUUGAAAGACAUCUGUGAUGUCUUCUUGGCUGACAUCAAGUCCCUCCCAUCUGCGGAGUCCAUCCCCGACCAGGACAAAGAGCUUGCUGACCGGCUUGCAUCCGGGUAUGGUGGAAUUAAGAUCAUUCUUGGGUUAUUCGCAGACCUCACUGCUGGGAAAUUCAUCGUGGACUCUAGCCAGACACAAGCCUUGACUUCUCACCCUGAACGUGACCGAGACCGUCCCGAUUACUUCCAGCCAGGUCAACUCCUGGUAGAACUUCGCAUGGAGAUUUUGCCCAUGGCCAAAGACAUGUGGAACUCUGACUUUGCAACCCAGUCAUCGAGUCCGAUUGUCCGAUUGUUGAUUGAUAUUAUGCGGUGCUCCUUGGAUGGUGAAUACGAGGCCGGUGCGGCUCGUAAAGCAGAUACCCCGCCCCUCUUGGUAGAUAUGCCCAAGAAACCAUUCGUUGUCCACACGGAACGAGCAACUGCCUUGCUUGAGAAAGGGUACAUGGAUGUUGAUCUUAACAAAGAAGCCCUUUAUCGUUGUAACAAUCUUUUGGUGGCGGCCGAAGAAUACUGCAAAGCGCAGCAGUGGCUACGAGCCCCUCCCAGAAUCCCCCCGGGUCCCGGCGAUAUCAAAACUGGAGUACCCGAGUCUGCUUCUGGCAUCGACUCCCUCGAGGAUCAGGGUAUUGGAGAGGUUCAACCUUUCCAUGGCGCUAAUGCACUCUUAGACCACCGCUCUGCAGCACUACAAUUGCUUCUAGCUCAAGCCACCGGACGGCCCGUGCCUGAUGCAUUACAACGUCCUCCUGUCCCCGGAGGUGAUAUUGACUCUGACAUGCACGAUGGGUUGGCUAGAGCUCUGGACAAUGUUCUCAACGACAAUGAUGAUAUGGAUAGCGAUGACCAAGGCGAGUCAUCGAACCAGCGUCGACCCGAGAGUCGUAAUAUCGGGGCAAGCUCUUCUGAACCUACCGGGGCAUCCCAGGGAGAACCGGCCAAGCGUCGCCAUAUGGUUACGGUCGAAGACCUGGAUGCAGAGAGGCAAAACAUUCGGUCAAACCUGAUCGAUCGAGCUCUGGACAUUCUAAACGAACACCAUGACGUCUCUUUCGAGCUGUCUGACUUGAUCACCUCGGCUAUCAAGAAGCAUAGCGAGCCCGUCAACUUCCGUCGAGACAUUGGAGAGACCCUCGUUCAAUCGCUAGUCUCCCUGCAAAUGGAGAACUUCCAAACAGCGGGCAAAAAGAUUGCGGCUUAUGCACACAUUCUCGCAUUGACCCUUCAAGAUGUUGAUAUGUACCGCGCCACUCUUGAAGAGCUCAAAGAUUGCUUCUCGACCUUCCUUGGGUUUAUCAAGCUCCCAACACCCGAGAAGCCUGACCAAGAAACCUUCCCUUGGGUUGGACAUGUCCUGCUUAUUCUCGAGAAGCUGCUGUCUGAUGAUUGUCAGCCUCCAGAGAUUGCCUGGAAGCUGCCGAACCUUGAUGAUCCUAACCCCGCCGGCGACGAACCAGCCCAUCUUAAAGACGAACCCCUUGUCUCGCUCGAGGAGAAGACUCAGCUAUUUGAAUCUCUUGUCGAGAUCCUACCCCGAGUGGGCAAGGACGAUACACUAGCGCUAUCUAUUUGCCGUGUUCUUGUCAUUCUCACUCGCGAGCGUAGCAUUGCCGCCUGCUUUGGUGAGAAGCGAAACCUUCAGCGUUUGUUUGUGAUGGUUAAGCAACUUUCCAGUGCUACUAAUGAUAAACUUCAAAGCGCCUUCAUGCUCAUCCUUCGUCACAUCGUCGAGGACGAAGCUACUAUCCGGCAGAUCAUGAGGAGUGAAAUUGUUGCCGCUUUCGAGUCCAAGACUGCCCGUCAGAUUGACACGAACGGCUAUGUACGGCAGCUUUAUCACCUCGUGCUGAGAGCUCCUGAUAUCUUUGUGGAGGUUACGAAUGAAAAGCUGCGGUUGGUCCGAUAUGACAACCAUCAACGUCCACAGGUUCUUGGGUUGAAGGCCGACAAAGAUCGGCAGCAAAAGCGAGGAAGACCCAGUAUCCUCCUCGAAGAGCACAAACCAGAACCAUCUACAGCAGCCGAAGCACCUGCCCACGAAGACACGGACAUGAGCAAGGAGGACAUGGGCAAGGAGGACAAGGGCAAGACCCCAAGCAAGGGUGCCGAACUUAAAGCCCCAAUUGUGGAGAACCCGGAUGGUGUCAUUCAUUACCUGCUUUCGGAGCUUCUGUCCUACAAGGAUGUGGACGACAAAGAAGCUGGUCCUGAAUUCCCAGAGCAGGCAGCUGACCAAUCCGAUACUCACACUGAUGUUGAGAUGGCUGUGGACGACCCAACACCUUCAAUUUCGAGCACUACCGAAGCCCAUGCAUCUCGCGGUUCCAAGAAGGCAGAGAAGCCCCAGUUCAAAGCAGAUGACCAUCCAAUUUACAUCUACCGCUGCUUGCUCCUUCAGUGCUUGACAGAACUUCUUUCUUCUUACAACCGGACCAAGGUCGAGUUCAUCAACUUUUCCCGCAAAGCUGAUCCUCUGGCCACUACGCCCUCCAAACCACGCUCUGGCGUCCUGAACUAUCUGUUGAACGUUCUUGUUCCCCUUGGUACUAUGGAUCACGAUGAAAGUUUGGCGUUCAAAAAGCGCAGCAUCACCUCCACAUGGACUAUGCAAGUGCUUGUUGCGCUUUGCACCAAGACCGGUGAAUUUGGCGGUGUUGGCAGGCGUCGUACUGACCCAAAGUAUGAAGAGGAUGAGCCUGAGCUUGCUUUUGUCCGCCGUUUUGUGCUGGAGCAUGCUCUCCGGACCUACAAAGAUGCCAUGGCCUCUACCGAACCCCUAGAUGCCAAGUAUUCAAAGCUCAUGUCUCUUGCUGAUCUCUUCGACAAAAUGCUCAGCGGCUACUCAUUUACCAACGACGCAGGCUUCCCAACUUCAACCAGACAGCUCGCGAAGACCAUGUUCGAAAAGAACUUUAUCCCCGCGCUCACGUCUUCAGUCGCCGAUGUCGACUUGAAUUUCCCGUCCUCCAGGCGUGUCAUUAAGUAUAUUCUUCGUCCGCUGAAUAAACUUACUCAAACUGCUGUACUUCUGAGCGAGAACUCGGACAUCCAUAUCCAAGGUGAUAACGAGGAUGAUGAGAUCUCGUCGGCAACUUCCGUUUCUGACAUGGAAGAUGAACGCGAAGAAACACCUGACCUCUUCCGUCACUCUACUCUUGGCAUGCUAGAGCCUCGUCACGACGAGGAAGAGAGCAGCACCGAAGAAUCGGAGGGUGAGGACGAUGAGAUGUACGAUGAUGAAUAUGACGAAGAAAUGGACUACGACGAGGAUGUCGCUGAAGAUGAUGGAGAAGUCGACGAAUGGGAAAGCGAAGAAAUGACCGAAGACGAAGAGGAGGUCGAGAUGAUGAACCAAUUCGAGGAUGAAAUGGCCGACAUCAGACAAUCCACCCGACACCAAGGUGAGGAUCAACAUCUUGGUGACCUAUUCCGUGCCCUAAAUGGUACAGGUGUUGAUGAUCUCCAUGGAGAUGCCCUAGGUGGUGACAUUCAUGAAGAAAUUCUUGAUGAUCUCGACGAAGAUGUUGAAGACGAAGACGAAAUGGAUGAACUUGACGAGGACAUGGAUGAUUUCGAUGAGGAGCAAGGAUCUUAUGAGGAUAUGGAAGAAGACGAUGAUCUUCUUGAGCCAUGGGGAUGGGAAGGCGAUGAGCCUCCAAUGGCCCGAGGAAAUGCCCAAUCCCGCUUCCGCGGAGGCCCACCACCAGCUUGGGCUACCGUCACUGAAAUCAUGCCGGGUCGCCAAUCCGGCCUUGUUCCUAUCCAGCCUUAUCACCGUGUCCACCGAACCCAAAUACCGUCCCGCGGCAACGACGAUGGCACUAAUCCUCUUCUUGUCCGGACUGACCGCCCAGAUCCUGCCGUUCCACCUCGUGGGGCUGCGGCUGAUCCUUUCGCCGAUUGGGGCCAGUCUAUUGACCCUGCAGGUGGCCGGGUUGUUGCCAUGGAUAGCCCCAUCAGCUUCAUGAAUGCAAUUAUGCAAGCCAUUGGUGGACAGGCGGCGCCAGGUUUCGGCGUUGUCACUCGCCCUGAUGGUAUUCAUGUCCAUGUCGACCGACGGGCAGUCUUGCCUGGUCGUAUCCAGGAUAUGCUUGGAAUUCCUCGAGGCGCGGGCCCUCCAACUCGCACUCGCGGCGACGACCCUCACACUGCUGUCAAGUUUGGCCUUGGUACCACCAGAAACCGCUGGCAAGAAGAGGCGCGCAUUAUCUUCAGCAGCCAGUAUGUUGAGCGGACCCAGCGCGUCAUCAACUCCAUUCUAAGGCUCUUGGUUCCUCCUGCCAUCGAGGAGGAGAAGCAGCGCCAGAAGCUCGCGGAAGAGGAACGCAAACGUCUUCAAGCCGAAAAGGCUGAAAAGGACCGCCAAGAUCGUAUUGCCGCUGAAGAAAAACAGCGCGAGCUCAAGCAAAAGGAGGAGGAAGAAAACGCCCGACUGCAGGCAGAGAAAGAACAACAGGAAGCCGAGCGCCAAGCUGCUGGGGUCGAUGAGCCCAUGGAAGACGUCCAAGAAACCGAUACUACGGUUGAAACCGCUGGCCCAUCUACUCAACCCGAAGCCCAGCCCACUGAACCUACUCGUCGAGUCUAUACAAACAUCAGGGGCCGCCAAGUUGACAUCACCGGUCUAGAGAUUGAUUCAGAAUAUCUAGAGGCUCUGCCUGAGGAACUUCGCGAGGAAGUCAUCAUGCAGCAGCUUGCUGAGCAUCGGUCCCAGGCUGCCGCCGCGGGUGAGGAGGAUACUGAGAUAAACCAAGAAUUCCUUGAGGCCUUGCCUGCCGAGAUCCGUGAAGAAUUGCUACAACAAGAAUUAGCCGAUCGACGCCGGCGGGAACGUGAGACCGCGCGACGACAGGCGGCCACUGCUGGUGGUGCUGGCGCUACAGCUUCUAGCACUCAACCAGCAGAAGAAAUGGAUGCUGUCAGCUUCCUUGCCACUCUCGAUCCCUCUCUGCGCCAGGCUGUUCUGGCCGAUCAGCCCGAGGAUGUUCUCGCAACCUUGGGUCCAGAGUACUUGACUGAAGCCCGUGGUAUGGGCGGUAGCGGCCGACGCAUGGCCCAGUUUGGUGACAUGAGUGCAAUUGAUCACCGACAGAGAACUGAGCCUGCCGCCGGUCAAGAGCCGAAGAAAGAGCAGAGACGUCAAAUUGUUCAAAUGCUCGACAAGGCUGGCGUUGCAACCCUUUUACGCCUGAUGUUCAUGCCUCUGCAAGGCAACGCCCGCCAUCAAUUGAACGAUAUUCUUCACAAUGUUUGUGAGAACCGUCAGAAUCGAAGUGAAGUGAUCAGCGUUCUUCUUUCGAUUUUGCAGGAUGGCAGCGUUGAUUCCACUGCGAUUGAACGCAGCUUUUCUCAUCUUUCCUUGCGUGCAAAGGCACCAGGAGCACAGAAGACACCGCAGUCUAAGCGAACCCUCGCUAUCCAGACUGCUUCGAGCGUCAGCAGUGAAGUGACACCAAUUAUGGUCAUCCAACAAUGUAUCGCUGCACUGUCUUUCCUUUCGCAGUUCAACCCUCACAUUGCUUGGUUCUUCCUGACGGAGCAUGACUCUGCCUCAGCUGGUAAACUCAAGUCAUUGCGCAAGGGCAAAGGCAAAGAAAACCGAGCUAACAAGUUCGCUCUGAAUGCAUUGCUUUCUCUACUUGACCGCAAGUUGAUAAUGGAAAGCCCUAAUUGUAUGGAGCAACUGUCUAGCCUCCUAAGCAGCAUCACACAGCCAUUGACUGUUCUCCUCCGUCGCGAGAAGGAGCGACAGGAAGAUGGCAAGGGCAAGAAGCCCGAGAGAUCUCAAAUCGAAGCAUCUGCAGAUCAACUUGCUGAGGCUGCCGAUUCCAGUAUGGACACAUCCAUGACCGAUGCUCCGCUACCCACUGUGGAAACCCCUGGAGCUCCUGGUCAAGAGACCGCAGAGGGUGAAGAGGCUACUUCAACUGAAGCUAAGGAAUCUGAAGAUUCCAAAAAUCCCGCCGAGGACGAGAAGCGCAAGAAACGAACCAUCGAGCCUCCUAUCGUUCCAGAUCACAACCUCCGACUGGUUGUUCAAAUCCUUGCGGCUCGUGAGUGCAAUGGCAAGAUAUUCCGCGAUACGCUUUCCACCAUCAACAACCUUUCUGCUGUUCCUGGGGCUAGAGACGUGAUCGGUAAUGAAUUGGUUGCUCAAGCACAGGCCCUUAGCGAUACCAUCCUGAGUGAUUUGGGGGAUCUUCUCCCUCAUAUCCACCAGGCCAAGACUGGUACCGACAUGCAAGGUCUUGCUCUGGCUAAGUUCUCCCCAGCUAGCUCCGACCAGGCGAAAUUGCUACGUAUCUUGACCGCACUUGAUUAUCUGUUUGACCAAGCACGAGCAGACAAGUCGAAAGAUGUUGAGGCUGGGUCCGCCCCCAAGGAGGACGUGCUCAAGAAACUCUAUGAAAGCGCCACUUUCGGCCCACUUUGGACCAAGUUGAGUGACUGCUUGACUGUCAUCCGGCAGAAGGAAAAUAUGCUGAACGUGGCUACUAUCCUCCUCCCUCUCAUUGAGGCAUUGAUGGUCGUCUGCAAGAACACCACGCUGAAGGAUCAGCCGCUGUCUCGUGGCAGCCGUGAGUUGUCAGUCAACAGCGCCCAAACUGAUGCUGGUCUCAGCAUGGAAAACAUCUUCUUUAAGUUCACCGAAGAACAUCGCAAGAUUCUCAAUGAGCUCGUUCGCCAGAACCCUCGCCUGAUGAGCGGCACAUUCUCCCUAUUGGUCAAGAACCCCAAGGUCCUGGAAUUCGACAACAAGCGCAACUACUUUACUCGUCGUGUUCACUCCCGCGGUGCCGAGCCUCGCCACCCUCAUCCUCCUCUUCAGCUCUCUGUGCGCAGAGCUGAGGUUUUCCUUGACUCGUUCAAGUCCUUGUACUUCAAGAGCGCAGAUGAGUUGAAGUAUGGCAAAUUGAAUGUACGAUUCCACGGCGAGGAGGGUGUCGACGCUGGUGGUGUCACUAGAGAAUGGUUCCAGGUCCUUGCCCGUGGCAUGUUCAACCCCAACUACGCCUUGUUCAUCCCUGUCGCCGCUGAUCGGACUACCUUCCACCCUAACCGCCUUAGUGGAGUCAACUCAGAGCAUCUCAUGUUCUUCAAAUUCAUUGGGCGGAUCAUCGGUAAGGCCUUGUACGAAGGCCGUGUCCUCGACUGCCACUUCAGCCGAGCAGUCUACAAGAACAUCCUCGGACGAGCCGUGUCCAUCAAGGAUAUGGAAACGCUCGACUUAGACUACUACAAAUCACUUCUUUGGAUGCUUGAGAAUGACAUUACUGAUAUCAUUACCGAGACAUUUGCCAUUGAAACCGAUGCCUUUGGCGAGAAGCAGGUCAUUGACCUGAAGCCCGGUGGCCACGACAUUCCCGUUACCCAGGAGAACAAAGAGGAGUACGUUCAGCGCGUAGUCGAAUAUCGCCUCGUCGAGUCGGUUCGCGAGCAACUGGACAACUUCCUCAAGGGUUUCCAUGAAAUCAUUCCUCCCGAGUUGAUCUCCAUCUUCAACGAGCAAGAGCUGGAACUUUUGAUUUCUGGUCUUCCUGAGAUCGACGUGGACGAGUGGAAGAACAACACCGAGUAUCACAACUACUCCGCGUCCUCAUCGCAGAUUCAGUGGUUCUGGCGUGCCGUCCGCUCAUUCGACAAGGAGGAGCGUGCCAAGCUUUUGCAGUUCGUCACUGGAACCAGUAAGGUUCCUCUCAAUGGCUUCAAGGAGCUUGAGGGUAUGAACGGUGUGAGCAAGUUCAACAUCCAUCGCGACUAUGGCCAUAAAGAUCGCCUCCCCAGCUCGCAUACAUGUUUCAACCAGCUUGAUCUUCCUGAGUAUGAAAGCUACGAAGAUCUCCGUCAGCGCCUUUACACGGCCCCCUACAUCAUGUCGGCCAACUCCAUCAAGCUCUUGACUGGCAACAGUCACCCGGAGCUUGCCAACCUAGUUGCUGACCGGCUCGGUAUUGAGUUGACCAAGAUUAUGGUCCUGCAAUACUCCAAUCAAGAAACCAGUGUCACAAUUGGAGAGAGCGUGCGGGAUGAAGAUGUCUUCAUUCUCCAAUCGACGAAACCCAAUGAUAUCAACGAUGGACUCAUGGAGCUCCUGAUCAUGAUCAACGCUUGCAAGACUGCCUCGGCCCGUCGCAUCACAGCCGUCAUCCCCAACUUCCCUUAUGCCCGUCAAGAUAAGAAGGACAAGAGCCGUGCUCCCAUCACCGCCAAGCUGAUGGCCAACAUGCUCCAGACCGCCGGCUGCAACCACGUCAUCACUAUGGACCUGCACGCCAGCCAAAUUCAGGGCUUCUUCAACGUCCCCGUCGACAACCUGUAUGCCGAGCCCAGCAUGCUCAAGUAUAUCCGUGAGAACCUCGAUGUCAGCAAUUGUGUCAUCGUCAGCCCUGAUGCUGGUGGUGCUAAGCGUGCUACUGCCAUUGCUGACCGCCUGGACUUGCAAUUCGCACUUAUUCACAAGGAACGUGCCCGCCCCAACGAGGUUUCGCGCAUGGUCCUUGUCGGUAAUGUCAAGGACAAGGUCGCUAUCAUCGUCGACGAUAUGGCCGACACCUGCGGCACGCUCGCCAAGGCUGCCGAAACCGUCAUGCAGCACGGUGCCACUGAAGUCAACGCUAUCGUUGUACACGGUAUUCUGUCCGGCAAGGCGAUCGAGAACUUGAACGGUAGCUGCCUCAAGCGCAUUAUCGUCAGCAACACUGUCCCAUUGGGUGACAAGCAAGAGCAGUGCGACAAGAUCCAUACGAUCGAUAUCAGCCCUACAUUGGCAGAGGCAUGCCGUCGUACACACAACGGCGAGUCAGUUAGCUUCUUGUUCUCGCACACCGUGGGAUAAAUCAGAGACAGGAAUGAAUACAUC